Molecule: messenger RNA, 1405 nt
Organism: Setaria italica (foxtail millet)
Lineage: Eukaryota; Viridiplantae; Streptophyta; Magnoliopsida; Poales; Poaceae
Product: GDSL esterase/lipase At4g26790
Exons: 3
Coding region: 103-1221 (372 amino acids)
Molecular function (GO): hydrolase activity, acting on ester bonds
Source: RefSeq, a predicted model, not a curated record
GACAACGACCGCAGGCCGCAGCUGCACUCUGCAGAGCACAGCCGCGCAGACCGUGCACGGGCGCGCCCCGAGCAGGAGGAGGCCACCCCACCUCCACCCGCGAUGGCGUCGCCGGCGGGCCAUCGGCGUGCAACCGUGCUGCGCCAGGCGGCGGCGCUCCUGCUCGCCCUGCUGUCCUGCUGCUGCUGCUUCCGUGGCAGCGGCGCCAGGUCGGCAUCGUCGUCGCCGGCGUCGCCGAAGGUGCCGGCGGUGAUCGUGUUCGGCGACUCGACGGUGGACACGGGCAACAACAACGGCAUCGGCACGAUCCUGAAGAGCGACUUCCCGCCGUACGGGCGCGACAUGGCCGGCGGGCCCCGGCCCACGGGGCGGUUCUGCAACGGCCGCCUCCCGCCGGACUUCAUCUCCGAGGCGCUCGGCCUGCCGCCGCUGGUCCCGGCCUACCUCGACCCCGCCUACGGCAUCCAGGACUUCGCCCGCGGCGUCUGCUUCGCCUCCGCCGGCACCGGCCUCGACAACAAGACCGCCGGCGUCCUGUCAGUGAUCCCGCUGUGGAAGGAGGUGGAGUACUUCAAGGAGUACCAGCGGCGGCUCCGCCGGCACGCCGGGCGCGCGGCGGCGCGGCGCAUCGUCUCCGACGCGCUCUACGUGGUGAGCAUCGGCACCAACGACUUCCUGGAGAAUUACUUCCUGCUGGUGACCGGCCGGUUCGCGGAGUUCACGGCGGCGGAGUUCGAGGACUUCCUGGUGGCGGAGGCGGAGCGGUUCCUCGCCGAGAUCCACCGGCUGGGCGCGCGGCGGGUCACCUUCGCCGGGCUCAGCCCCAUCGGGUGCCUGCCCCUCGAGCGCACCCUCAACUCGCUCCGCGGGGGAUGCAUCGAGGAGUACAACCAGGUGGCACGGGACUACAACGACAAGCUCCUCGCCAUGUUCCGCCGCCUCACGGCCUCCCGGCCGUCGCUCAAGGUCGCCUACAUCAACGUCUACCAGAACAUGCUCGACCUCAUCACCAACCCUUCCACCCUUGGGCUGGAGAACGUGGAGGAGGGGUGCUGCGCGACGGGGAAGGUGGAGAUGUCGUACCUGUGCAACGACAAGAACCCGCUGACGUGCGAGGACGCCGGCAAGUACUUCUUCUGGGACUCGUUCCACCCAACCGAGAAGGUGAACCAGUUCUUCGCCAAGAAGACGCUGGACCUCUGCUACGAGCAGCUCCUUUGAUGAUGCAUAGUAGUAUACAGAUUUAGUGUGGCUGCUGUAUUGAUUGAAUUAUUGAUGCUAAGAUGCGGCAUUGCGAUCGCCGCCCCUCCGUAUAUAGGGUUCGUCAAGAAUGGAAAUGUACUCUGUUCCGAUGCGCCGAUUAUAUUCUUUGGGUUUAAAAAUGAGCAGAAAGAUAAAAUUUACA